UCUUUUUGAAAUUUAUCAUCAAAAAAAGAUGAUAAAGUAGGGUUAUGUAUUCUAAUAUAUGGCGGUUGUAAAAACACCAUGGAAUCAGAAUUUUCAAAAGAUGGUGCAUAUUUUGCAAUUUUGGGUGUUGAUGGUAAACUAAAAAUAUGGGAAACAUCAACAAGUAUUUUGAAACAUGAGUAUACACCAUCACUUCAUUUAAAUCAACCAUGCACUUGCUUAAAAUGGAUACAAAUAUCAAGUAAUCAGUCACCAUGGCGUAAAAGAAAACGAUCCGACAGUGAUGUACAAUUCUCACAGUGUAUAGCGUUAGGGACCAGAUCCGGUUCAAUAUUAAUUUAUUCACCGUUUGAAUCGAAAAUUUUAACAACACUUGGCUCCGAUGAAGCUGCGGCUGUGACCAACAUUGAUUGUUUAACAUGGAGUAUGCGAAGUGGUUUAAUAUCGUGUGGUAAUAAUCAUUUUAUUCGAUGGAAUAUAGCGGAUGGAUCUGUUAAAACAAAAUGGAAAGACAAUAAAAAUGAAACCGUAUACAGUGCAUUAGUUUUGGAAUCGAAACCUUAUUUGUUGACCGCAUCUAGAAGUAUAAAAUUAUGGAACUAUGAUCGAAAAGAAAUAAUUCAAGAGUAUACAGGCCAUACAUCCGAUGUGAAAUUUUUAAAAUAUGUGCCUACAAAUGACGACGAAUCAAAUGGCUAUUUUAUCAGUGGUGCUAAGACAGACAGAUUUUUGAAUUGUUGGAGCUUAAACGAGAAUUCGAAUAAUCAGAAUGCUAUUGCAAGAUUUAUUAUGGAAGAUGUGGCGAGUAAUAUAUCGAUUGUAACAUCCGAUUCUGGAUCAAUGAAUAUGGCUGCAACGACACAAAAUGGAGUUGUACAUAUUUAUAAGCAGACUUUAAAUGGAAAAUGUGCGAAACCAUUGAAACCAAAAGUAACAUUACAAAUAGCAGUUGGAGAUGAUUCAAAGAAUAAAGAAAUCGGUAAAAUUCCUAUUUUAACAGCAUUUAUGGAUGAUGAGAACUCAGUUUUAAUUGGUUAUGGAGCCUAUCAUGUAACGGUCUUCGAAAAAAUUACAAUUUCAACAUUCGAAAAAUUACAAUGUUUAGUACGAUCAGAUCCAAAAAAAUUAAAAAUACAAAGUACAGAAAACGUAUCGAAAACAAAAACACCAGAAACGGAAAAAAAUAUACAAUAUUUAGCACCAAAUAAUUUAAGCAGUAAAAUAACAACAAAACGAAAAUUAGAACAAGAUAAUUAUGAGGUGCCAAUGGAAAAACGUUUAGAAAAUUUAGUUCUUAAUUUACCCGAUUCAAGUUCUGUACCAAAAUCAAAUAAUGUUGCAAAUUUAUUAGUGCAAGGUUUACAUAGCAAAGAUAAACAUAUUUUACAAACAGUUUUUGCAAAUAAAGAUGAAAAUAUUGUACGGAAUACAGUUAAACGACUUCCUGUACAAGUUUUAAGUUCGUUAAUUAGUGAAUUAACUGCUUUAAUACAAGGAAAAACUAUGUGGAGUCAAAGUGGAACAAUUUGGUUAAAGCAUGUUGUUCAAAUUCAUGCAAGUCAACUACUGGCAAAUCCAGAAUUGAGUGAAUUAAUUCAUCCAACAUUAGGUUUGAUAACACAUCGAAUGAAUGUAUUACCAUCAUUGUCACGAUUACGAGGGCGACUUGAAUUAUUGGUAACACAAAUUUCGUCAAGUACCGAAGAGGAUAAUUUUGAACAGGCUGCUUUAGUAUAUCAAGAUCCAGAUUCCAGUGAUUCCAGUAGUGAUGAUAAUAUUGAAAUAAAUGAUCAAUCCGAUUCGGAUGAUCAAUGGGAUGAAAAUGAAAUGAAUGAUGAUGGAAAUUCAUCAAAUGAAGACGACAAUGAUGAAGAAGACGAUGAAAAUUCUGAUAUAGAAAUGGUUGAUAUUACGAAUAAUAAAGAAAAUCAUGAAAAUGAUUCGUCAUCGGAUGAUUAAUAAUUAGAUUGUUAACUUUGUCCUCAAAUUGUUAUUAUAAUAAUUUUAAAAUUAUAAAUGAAAAGAUAUUAGUCCGUGGGACAGUAAGGGUGCUUUAUACAUACUUAAAAUUUUGUGAUUUGCUUCCUUUUGGCGAUUCUAUUAAGCUCUUCUUUACGACUUUUCAAAUAUUCUCAAAUGAGCACGAUGGCGUCAUAUUUAAGCUAUCGAUUUGAAAUAACGCACAAGGCAAUUUUUUGGACUUCAUGACCACUUGAUAACAUUAAUAAUUAUUCAACAAUUCAGCAGAAAUGAGCUACGUAUGUAUUGAAAGGCAAAAAUACUUAAUUACAGAAUGUUCGAGGUUGUACGCAAGCUCAGCGAUGCAGUAUUUUUGGCGAACAAAAUAUUUUAUUGCUUAAACGUUUAAAGUGGUCAUGAUGUCCGACAAAUUUCUUGUUGCGUUUUUUCAAAUCGAUAGUUUGAAUAUGACGUCAUCGUGCUGAUUUGAGAACGUUGCGCUUUCGAAAAUUCUAGUAUGUAUGUAUCAUUUUAAAAAGCACUUUUACUGUCCCACGGACUAUAUUAUUUGUUUGUUAAUAAUAUUUGAUCCACACAGUAAUUUUACUAUUUUUGUAUACAGAGAAUUUUACAAAA
Molecule: messenger RNA, 2595 nt
Organism: Chrysoperla carnea
Lineage: Eukaryota; Metazoa; Arthropoda; Insecta; Neuroptera; Chrysopidae
Product: WD repeat-containing protein 43
Exons: 8
Coding region: 79-1959 (626 amino acids)
Biological process (GO): maturation of SSU-rRNA from tricistronic rRNA transcript (SSU-rRNA, 5.8S rRNA, LSU-rRNA)
Cellular component (GO): nucleolus
Molecular function (GO): protein binding
Source: RefSeq, a predicted model, not a curated record